Salvia hispanica is the source of this 579-nucleotide messenger RNA. Its product is annotated as protein FAR1-RELATED SEQUENCE 5-like. The record is from RefSeq and is a predicted model, not a curated record. Lineage: Eukaryota; Viridiplantae; Streptophyta; Magnoliopsida; Lamiales; Lamiaceae.
AUGAAGGUUGUUGUGGAAAGAGUCCUUGUUGAUACAAGACAUCGAUGGUGCAUGUGGCACAUCAUGUUUAAAGUUGUGGAAAAGUUACCAAAGAGUCAACUUGGCAAUGAAGAUUUGAAAAAGGAGUUAAACAGUUGUGUUUGGUCUGAGUUGAUAGAGCCUGAAGAAUUUGAAGAAUCCUGGAAUAAUGUAAUGGAAAAAUAUGGGCUUAAGGACAAUGAGUGGUUUUCCUCUAUGUUUGACUCACAAAAAUAUUGGAACAUAUUCUUCAAGAGGUACUCCAAGUCUCGAUCUAAUCUUGUUGAAUUUCUUAUGUAUUACAAUAAUGCAUUGGAUGGCCAAAGGAGCAACAAUAAUAGCCUUGAAUACUUGGAUUUUAACACAAUUCCAACUUUGAAAACAAAUUCGGCUCUUGAGAAGCAUGCAUCAACAAUUUAUAGUGACAGUGGUUUCAAACUAAUUCAGAGUGAGAUUGAGGAAGCAGUCGAUAAUGUCACUAUGGUGACAGUGUCAACCGUUGGUGAGAAUGAGAUUUAUGUGGUUAAUGAUAAGUUCUCAAAGAACUGGACAAUUUCAUAG